UUACCGCCCGUUUGACUCCCGUUUUGAUCCGCUAGCGUCUGUCUCUGAGCCCUGCGUCGUCCGCGAUGUCCACCGCCGUGGAGGCCGUCGGCUUCGUGCUGUGCAUCAUCAGCUGGCUGAUCACCGGCACCGCGCUGGGCAACGACUACUGGAAGGUGUCCACCGUGGCCGGCAACAUCAUCACCUCGGUGCGGCAGUACGAGAACCUCUGGCACUCGUGUACCGAGACCAGCACGGGCAUCGCCCAGUGCCAAGACUUUGAGUCCCUUCUGGGCCUCCCAGGCUACGUGCAGGCCUGUCGCGGCCUGAUGAUCGUGGCUCUGCUGAUGGGGCUCGCCUGCCUGGUGAUCGCCCUGCUGGGCGUCAAGUGCAUCAAGAUAGGCUCCGCCUCCGAGUCGUCCAAGGCCAAGUUGGUCAUCGCCGGGGGCAUCGUGUCUGCUCUGGCUGGUGUGUGCACCUUGGUAUCAGUGUCUUGGUACGCCAACAUGAUCGUGGAGGACUUCUAUGACCCCUUCACCGGGGGAAUCAAGUUUGAGCUGGGGGCUGGGCUUUAUAUGGGCUGGGCUGGGGCCUUCCUGGCCAUCCUGGGAGGAGGCAUGCUCUGCUGCGCCUGCAAGAGGGUGACCCCUGCUGGUGGCAAAGGGGGUUACCGUGGCGCCCUGCCUAAGAAGAUCUUCACACCCAAAUCUGAAUCUGAAUCGAAAUCGAAGGAGUACGUCUAG
Gadus chalcogrammus (walleye pollock) is the source of this 722-nucleotide messenger RNA. RefSeq names its product claudin 15-like a (gene cldn15la). Bases 66 to 722 code for a protein of 218 amino acids. The transcript has 5 exons. Gene Ontology annotation, biological process: cell adhesion; bicellular tight junction assembly. The record is from RefSeq and is a predicted model, not a curated record. NCBI's taxonomy places the organism in Eukaryota, Metazoa, Chordata, Actinopteri, Gadiformes, Gadidae. Gene Ontology annotation, cellular component: bicellular tight junction; plasma membrane. Gene Ontology annotation, molecular function: structural molecule activity.